CCCCGCGGCCUCCCGGCCGCUGCCCGCUGGCGGGACCUCAGGGAUCAUGGCACAAGUAGCCACGUCUACCAUGCCCAUGGAAAACGACGCAUCCCCAGAGAGCAGGAUGGUGGUGACGUUCCUCGUGUCUGCUCUGGAGUCCAUGUGCAAAGAACUGGCCAAGUCCAAGGCAGAGGUGGCCUGCAUUGCAAUGUAUGAAACAGACGUGUUUGUCGUUGGAACCGAGAAAGGACGAGCUUUUGUCAACGCCAGGAUGGAUUUGCAGAAGGAUUUUGCGAAAUACUGUGUUGCGGAAGGCCUGCCGGAGGUGAAGCCCCCGCGCCCCGGGAACGGGGUGCAGCUCGACUCGGGAGAAACGGAAAUACUCAGGAAAGCAGUCGAGGACUAUUUCUGCUUUUGUUACGGUAAAGCGUUAGGAACAACAGCAGUGGUGCCUGUUCCGUACGAGAAGAUGCUACGAGAUCAGUCAGCUGUGGUAGUGCAGGGGCUUCCAGAGGGAGUUGCCUUUCAGCACCCACAGAACUAUGAUCUUGCAACUCUGAAAUGGAUUUUGGAGAACAAAGCGGGGAUUUCAUUCAUCAUAAACAGACCUUUCCGAAGUCCAGCACAUCAGCAAAGUGGGCCUGGAAUCGUAACAGAUGCUGAGAGAUCAGUGACAUCGCCACGUGAAAGUUGCAGCCUCAUCCGUGUGAAAGCCGAGCCCAUGGAAGACUCUGGCGUUUCACUGAAAGCAGCCGCUGUGUCAGUCAAGAAAGAAGCAGAGGACCCUAAUUACUAUUGCUAUAAUAUGCAAGAAAGCCAUCAGUCUUCUGCGAUCAAUGAAGUAAUAGAAAUGGAAUUGCCAAUGGAAGAUUCUACUCAGCUUGUCCCUUCAGAGUCGAGUGAGGACCCUGACGCUGAGGUGAAAGUGGAAGGAAACACAGAUUCAUCCAAUAUUGCAAGUUCUGCAGCAGGUGUUGAAGAUCUUAACAUUGUUCAGGUGACAGUUCCAGAUAAUGAGAAGGAAAGAUUAUCAAGCAUUGAAAAGAUAAAACAACUAAGAGAACAAGUCAAUGACCUCUUUAGCCGAAAAUUUGGUGAAGCCAUUGGAGUGGAUUUCCCUGUGAAAGUCCCCUACAGGAAAAUCACAUUCAACCCUGGCUGCGUGGUCAUCGAUGGCAUGCCCCCGGGCGUGGUAUUCAAAGCCCCUGGUUACCUGGAAAUCAGCUCCAUGAGAAGGAUCUUAGAUGCUGCAGAGUUUAUCAAAUUCACAGUCAUUAGACCACUUCCAGGCCUGGAGUUUAGCAAUGUGGGAAAAAGAAAGAUAGACCAAGAGGGCCGUGUGUUUCAAGAAAAGUGGGAGAGAGCAUAUUUCUUCGUGGAAGUGCAGAAUGUCCCUACAUGUCUAAUAUGCAAACAGAGCAUGUCUGUGUCUAAAGAAUACAACCUAAGACGCCAUUAUCAAACCAACCACAGUAAGCACUAUGACCAGUAUACUGAGAAGAUGCGUGAUGAGAAGCUUCAUGAGUUAAAAAAAGGAUUCAGAAAGUACCUCCUAGGGUCAUCAGAAAUUGUGUGUCCUGAGCAAAAACAAGUGCUUGCGAAUGUGAGUCCAAAUGAAAAUGCUGCCUUGCAGCCUGUAGAAGACGUGACUGGAAACUUAUGGGAGAAGUUACGUGAAAAAAUCAAAUCAUUUGUGGCAUACUCUAUUGCGAUCGAUGAGAUCACAGAUAUUAAUAACACCACCCAGUUGGCCAUAUUCAUUCGUGGUGUCGAUGAGAAUUUUGAUGUGUCGGAAGAACUUUUGGAUACGGUGCCCAUGACAGGUACGAAAUCUGGAAAUGAGAUAUUUUUGCGUGUUGAGAAAAGUCUUAAAAAGUUUAACAUUGACUGGUCGAAAUUAGUAAGUGUGGCCUCAACUGGCACCCCUGCCAUGGUGGAUGCGAACAGCGGGCUUGUUACAAAACUGAAGUCCAAGGUGGCCAUGGUUUGCAAGGGUUCGGAUCUGAAGUCUGUUUGCUGCAUCAUUCACCCAGAAUCACUUUGUGCUCAGAAGUUAAAGAUGGACCACGUCAUGAAUGUGGUGGUUAACUCCGUGAACUGGAUAUGCUCCCGGGGACUGAACCACAGCGAGUUCACAACUUUGCUCUAUGAACUGGACAGCCAAUAUGGCAGCCUUCUGUACUACACAGAGAUUAAGUGGCUCAGUCGUGGGCUGGUGCUGAAAAGGUUUUUUGAAUCAUUGGAAGAAAUUGAUUCCUUCAUGUCAUCCAGAGGAAAGCCCCUGCCUCAGCUGAGCUCUCAAGACUGGGUCAGAGACUUGGCCUUCCUGGUGGAUAUGACAAUGCACCUGAACACCUUGAACAUCUCUCUCCAAGGGCAUUCACAAAUCGUUACGCAGAUGUACGACUUGAUUCGGGCAUUUCUGGCAAAACUGUGCCUUUGGGAAACUCAUUUGGCAAGGAAUAACCUGGCCCACUUUCCCACACUGAAAUCAGUUUCCAGAAACGAAAGCGAUGGCCUGAACUACAUCCCCAAAAUUGUGGAAUUGAAGACUGAAUUCCAGAAAAGACUGUCUGAUUUCAAACUCUAUGAGAGUGAACUGACCCUGUUCAGCUCCCCGUUCUCCAUGAAGAUCGAGAGCGUGCACGAGACGCUGCAGAUGGAGGUUAUCGAUCUGCAGUGCAACACGGGACUGAAAGCCAGGUACGACAAGGUGGGCAUACCGGAAUUCUACAAGUACCUCUCGAGUAGCUACCCGAAAUAUAAAAACCACUGUGCAAAGAUUCUCUCCAUGUUCGGGAGCACCUAUAUUUGUGAACAGCUGUUUUCCAUUAUGAAACUGAGUAAAACAAAAUACUGCUCCCAGUUAAAGGACUCACAGUGGGACUCCGUCCUCCACAUCUCGACAUGAAGAACACGCUCCUGGCCAUCCCCCCUGGGGUAUAAGACUAGAAUCCUCUACACCCGAGGGAUUUGGG
Molossus molossus (Pallas's mastiff bat) is the source of this 2960-nucleotide messenger RNA. It is a transcript of the gene GTF2IRD2B, whose product is annotated as GTF2I repeat domain containing 2B. The coding region runs from base 47 to 2893 and encodes 948 amino acids. Gene Ontology annotation, cellular component: nucleus. Lineage: Eukaryota; Metazoa; Chordata; Mammalia; Chiroptera; Molossidae. The record is from RefSeq and is a predicted model, not a curated record. The transcript is spliced from 16 exons.